Iphiclides podalirius (scarce swallowtail) is the source of this 354-nucleotide messenger RNA. NCBI's taxonomy places the organism in Eukaryota, Metazoa, Arthropoda, Insecta, Lepidoptera, Papilionidae. The record is from the annotation of a GenBank genome assembly.
AUGACUCGCUCACGUCGCGGGGCCGAGGAGCAUCUCAUCAUCGAACUGAUGCGCAUCCGUAUUGGAAAGUUGCUUCGCAACGAUGGAAAUCUCGCGGCGAGCCGGCGAAACCGGCGAGUUGACGCGCCGUCGACGCAAGAUGCCACGAUGCACGUGGAGCUUAGUGGGAGACUUUCACGCGCCACUCUCGUUAGACUUUCGCCACUAAUUAAAGCUGCCAAUGGAACAAUGGAGGCGCAAGAAGUCGAUCUCGAACGGCCCGAUGUUGCUAUUAAUUGCCCGAUCGGAUCGCCCACGCUUUCUAACACGACGUCAGAUGAGUUGGAUAUUUCCAUCGAGCUCGACUUCGAGCUG